Entrophospora sp. SA101 is the source of this 1449-nucleotide messenger RNA. Lineage: Eukaryota; Fungi; Glomeromycota; Glomeromycetes; Entrophosporales; Entrophosporaceae. The record is from the annotation of a GenBank genome assembly.
AUGCUCAUUAGGGUAGAUUACGAUUUUUUAUUAAAGUUACAAAGUCUUAUAAUAGAUUGGUGUAUAGAUGGAGUUAUAUUGCGUAAUGUGUACAACCAAGCACUUGAUCAUCUAAAAAGCGAACGACCCGACCUUUCAGAUAAAUUUGUUAGAAGCCUUGGUCAUGGAAUUGGCACCGAGUUUCAUGAAUCUGCAUAUGUAUUAAAUUCAAAUAGCAAUAAGGUUUUUAAAAAUGGAAUGGUAUUGAAUCUAAUUGUUGGAUUUCAAAAUAUAACAAAUCCUAAAGCAAAAGAUGAUCAAACAAAAAACUAUUCCAUAUGGAUUAUUGAUACCGUCAAAAUUUCAGAUGAUACGUGUCAUUAUAUGACAGAUGGAAAUAGAAACCGUGAUGCUACCACUUUUUUCACUGAAGACAAAGAAGAUGAUGAGAAUAAAAAAUAUACUACCACUUUAUUCAAAGACGAAGAACGAAAAGAGCAUCAAGCUGAAUUAGCAAGACAGAAACAAACUGAUGGCUUGGCUUGCCUUCUCGAGGGAAAAAGAGACAAUAUGAUUGAGGUACAUGAACAAAUAGUUAAACUCAAGAAAAACUCGACUAAAAAAGAAGCAGAACAUAUACUAGCAGAUGUUUUCAAUAUUAAACAUUUAUUUUUCCAACCUUGUGACUACGAGUUGAUUGUAAUUUUGCACAUACAUUUAAUCAAUCCAAUUGUCUUUGGAAAGGAAAAGGCCAAAGACAUUCAGUUUUUCCGUGAAACGUCUGAUGCUCAAUUUGAUGAGACUGAUUAUGGUAAAAGAAAGACCAAGUAUGUUGAUGAAGAAGAGGUUGGUUCAGAGCUAAAGGAUCAUAGAAGACAAUUCUUGUUAAAUAAAAGUUUUAAAGGCUUUGCCAAUAAAAUUGCAAAGUCCAGUAAUGAAAAAGUACAUGUGGAUGUUCCUUUUAGAGAUAUUGGAUUCUUCGGUUUUCCAUUUAAAACCAAUGUAUUAUUACAACCAACAACUGAUUGUCUUGUUCAUUUAGUAGAUUUGCCAUUUUUAGUUAUAACUAUGUCUGAUGUAGAAGUAGUGAACUUGGAAAGAAUACAACAUGGAUUUAAAAAUUUCGACAUGGUGUUAAUUUUCAAAGAUUAUACACGCCCACCAAUGCAUAUUGACACCAUUCCAAUGCAUCAAUUAGAAGGUGUAAAAGAAUGGAUGGAUUCAAAAGAUAUUUUAUUUUAUGAAGGAACGACUAAUUUAAAUUGGGCACAAAUAAUGAGAUAUAUUAACAAAGAUCCAGUAGGAUUUUAUAAUAAUGGUGGCUGGUCAUUUUUACAUGAAAAGGAUUUGGAUUCAAGUAGCAGCGAUGAUUAUGAAGAAUCAGGAGGAAGUGAUGAAUCUGGUGACGAGAAAAAACGAAAACAUUCCAUUGAUCCUACUACAAGCACAAAUAAAAAACUCAAUAUAUGA